This is a messenger RNA of Sinocyclocheilus anshuiensis, 5150 nucleotides long. Its product is annotated as canalicular multispecific organic anion transporter 2-like. Gene Ontology annotation, cellular component: membrane. NCBI's taxonomy places the organism in Eukaryota, Metazoa, Chordata, Actinopteri, Cypriniformes, Cyprinidae. The record is from RefSeq and is a predicted model, not a curated record. The transcript has 32 exons. Gene Ontology annotation, biological process: transmembrane transport. Gene Ontology annotation, molecular function: ATP binding; ABC-type transporter activity; ATP hydrolysis activity.
ACUGUACUGUACCGAGGGGGAGAGGGUAAGCCGAAACGGACGUCACACGCGCUCCCCGGGGGAGGAGGCUCAGGAACCGGGCAGUUUAUCCGCUGGCCGUCGAUGCAGUGCGCUCCGUUUCGUCCGUGCGUGCGCGUAUGAGCGUGUGUCUGAGUUGCAUGCAAGAACAAAAGCGCAGCAGAGAAAAGCAGCCACAUCCUCCUCUAGGCAAAAGGAAGAGCUCCGUUUAAAAGCGAUGAAGCGUUUAUGCGGCAAUCUCACAUUCUGGGACUCUAAUUUCACGAAGCACACAACCCUGCCGGAUUUCCCAGCAUGCUUUCAGCUGUCUGUCCUGCCAUGGGCUCCCUGCAUCUUCCUCUGGCUGACGUCUCCUUUCUACAUCUUCUACCUCAAGAGGAACAACAGAGGCUACAUCAUGAUGUCUAUACUGAACAGAAUCAAAACGGUUCUCGGCUUGAUCUUGUGGAUCGUAUGCUGGACAGACCUGUUUUCUUCAUUUCAUGAGAUGAGCCAGAAUCAGUUGAAACCCCCAGUAUAUUUCGUUACUCCUCUAGUACUUGGCAUGACGAUGUUGUUAGCCACGUUCCUGAUCCAGUUUGAGAGGCUGAAAGGAGUGCAGUCAUCCGGUGUGCUCUUCAUAUUUUGGACGAUCUCAGUUUUGUGUGCCAUCGUGCCUUUCCGCUCCAAAAUCAUGAAUGCCAGUCAGGCAGAGAAUGACAAGCUGAGGUUCACGAUGUUCUACAUUUACUUCGGUCUCAUCCUGCUUCAACUCAUCCUGUCCUGCUUCAAUGAAAAGCCUCCUCUCUUCUCCAGCGUGGUCACAGAUCCUAAUGUAUGUCCAGAAACGACUGCUGGAUUCCUCUCCAAAAUGACCUUUUGGUGGUUUACUAGUAUGGCGAUCAAAGGCUAUAAAUCUCCACUAGAGAAUAAAGAUCUGUGGUCGCUGAACAAGCAUGACAGUUCAGAGCUGGUGGUUCCCAAUCUGCUCAAUGAAUGGGAGGUGGAGAAAUCCAAAGCGCAGAGCGAGCAGAGCGUGAAGGAGCAGGCCGCAUUCAGGAAGGCAGGCCCGGGCGCUGAACCCAACCACGUGAGCGUCAGUCCGGAGGAGGAGGAGGUUCUGCUGUCCAAACGGAAGGAGGCACGGCAGCCCUCGUUCCUGAGGGCCCUUCUCAGGGCCUUCGGGCCCUACUUCCUCAUCGGCUCGGCUUUCAAACUACUGCAGGAUCUCAUAACCUUCGUGAACCCUCAGCUGCUCAGGAUGUUGAUUGACUUCACCAAGCAGCCGCAGGCACCGUCGUGGUGGGGUUACUCGCUGGCGUUCCUGAUGUUCAGCGCUUCCCUCUUACAGACUCUCAUCUUACAUCAGCACUUUCAGUACUGCUUUGUCACGGGCAUGAGGCUGCGCUCGGGAAUCAUCGGAGCCAUUUACAGGAAGUCUCUGGUGAUCACGAACGAGGCCAAGCGCUCGUCGACGGUGGGCGAGGUGGUGAACCUGAUGUCGGUGGAUGCUCAGCGCUUCAUGGAUCUCACCACCUUCCUGAACAUGCUGUGGUCUGCUCCGCUGCAGAUCGUCCUGGCGCUCUUCUUCCUCUGGCAGAAUCUGGGUCCGUCGGUUCUGGCCGGUGUGGCCGUCAUGGUUCUGCUGAUCCCCUUCAACGCUUUCAUCGCCAUGAAGACCAGGUCGUACCAGGUGGAGCAGAUGAAGUAUAAGGACGAGCGCAUCAAGCUGAUGAACGAGAUUCUGAACGGCAUCAAGGUGCUGAAGCUGUACGCCUGGGAAACCUCCUUCAAGCAGAAGAUCCUGCAGAUCCGGCAGAAGGAGCUGAACGUUCUGCGUAAGACGGCGUAUCUCAGCGCUCUCUCCACCAUGGCCUGGACCAGCGCGCCCUUCCUGGUGGCUUUGACCACGUUUGCUGUGUUCGUGACUGUGGAUGUGAACAAUGUCUUGGACGCAGAGAAGGCCUUCGUGUCUCUGUCUCUGUUCAACAUCUUGAGGUUCCCGUUAAACAUGCUUCCGCAGGUCAUCAGCAGCAUCGUACAAGCCAGCGUGUCUCUGAAACGCAUCCAGGGCUUCCUGAGUCACGAUGAGCUCGAUCCCGAGAGCGUGGACAGAAGAAACAACACGUCAGAAUACGCCGUGAGCGUCGUAAACGGGAAAUUCUCAUGGGCCAAACAAGACCAGGCCGCUCUCGACAAAUAAAAUGAUAUAAAAUAAAAAAUAUAUAAAAAUAAAAAUAAAACAAACUGUGGGAAGACGUCGCUGGUGUGUGCUCUGCUGGGAGAGAUGGAGAAGCUGGAGGGUCAGAUCUCUAUACAGGGAUCCGUGGCUUACGUACCGCAGCAGGCCUGGAUCCAGAACGCCACGCUCCGAGACAACAUCUUGUUCGGCAGACCGUACGCGGAGCAGAAGUACCGCUGCGUGCUGGAGGCCUGCGCUCUGACCCCUGACCUGGAAGUGCUUCCCGGAGGAGACCAGACUGAGAUCGGAGAGAAGGGCAUCAAUCUGUCGGGCGGUCAGCGGCAGAGAGUGAGUCUGGCCAGAGCUCUGUACAGUGAAGCAGACGUCUAUCUGCUGGACGACCCUCUGUCUGCCGUCGACGCUCACGUCGCCAAACACAUCUUCGACAACGUCAUCGGGCCUGAAGGAGCGCUGAAGGGCAAGACCAGGAUUCUGGUGACUCACGGCAUCAGCUUCCUGCCGCAGGUGCACAACAUCCUGGUGCUGGUGGAGGGGCGCGUGUCAGAAAUGGGCUCCUAUCAGGAUCUGCUCAAACAGAAUGGAGCUUUUGCAGAGUUCCUCAGAAACUACUCUCUCGAGGAUAUCAUCGAAGACGAUUCAGAUUUGUUGGUUGAUGAGGAGGAGGAGGAGUUUCCUGACGAUGCUCUCAGUAAUCACACAGAUAUGGUGGAUAACGAGCCUGUAGUCAACGAGGCGCGCAGACAGUUCAUGAGGCAGAUGAGCAUCAUGUCGAAUGAUCCGGAGAACCCGAAGAAAAUGUCCCGGCGCCGGCGCUGCAGCGAGAGGAGACACCCGGAGUCUCCGAGUGAGAAGAAGGAGCUGAAGGUGGAGAAGCUCAUCCAGGCUGAGACGACUGAGACGGGACGGGUGAAGCUGAAGGUGUAUUGGGAGUAUGCGAAGGCAGUCGGGCCGCUGCUGUCGCUCUUCAUCUGUGUUCUGUACGGCUGUCAGAGCGCCACCUCCAUCGGAGCCAACGUCUGGCUGAGCGAGUGGACGAACGACGCGCUGCUCAACCGCACGCAGGACAGAGUGCACAUGAGGGUCGGGGUCUACGCCGCGCUGGGCAUCUCACAAGGCGUCCUGGUUAUGUUUUCCUCCUUUACUCUGGCUCUGGGGAAAAUCCAGGCCGCACGCAAGCUGCAUCAGACCCUGCUGGACAACAAAUUUCACACGCCCCAGUCUUUCUUUGACACCACUCCUAUAGGCCGGAUCAUCAACCGCUUCUCCAAGGACAUUUACGUGAUCGACGAGGUCCUGCCAUCCACCGUCCUGAUGUUCCUGGGCACCUUCUUUGCCUCUCUGUCCACCAUGAUCGUUAUCAUAUUCAGUACUCCUAUAUUCGCGCUGGUCAUUGGCCCUCUGGCCUUGAUUUACUUCUUUGUGCAGAGAUUUUAUGUAGCCACAUCUCGGCAGCUUAAGAGACUGGAGUCUGUCAGUAGGUCUCCUAUAUAUUCUCAUUUUUCGGAGACCGUCACAGGCACUAGCGUGAUCCGCGCCUACGGCCGAAACACUGCCUUUGUUCUCUUGAGCGAUAUGAAAGUGGACGAGAACCAAAAGAGUUACUACCCUGGUAUUGUUUCCAACAGGUGGUUGGGGGUUCGCAUCGAGUUCAUCGGUAAUUGCAUUGUGCUGUUUGCUGCUCUGUUUGCUGUGAUUGGGAAGGAGAAGCUCAGCCCCGGAUUGGUCGGUCUGUCUGUGUCUUACGCUCUGCAGGUCACUAUGUCCCUGAACUGGAUGGUGAGGAUGACCUCUGACCUCGAGAGCAACAUCGUAGCAGUGGAGAGAGUGAAGGAGUAUUCAGAGACAGCGACUGAGGCUCCAUGGAUAGUGAAGGACAAACAGCCUCCUCCAGACUGGCCUCCGAAGGGGAACGUGGAGUUCAUAGACUACAGCGUGAGGUACCGCGAGGGACUGGACCUGGUGCUGAGGAACAUCUCGCUGGAGAUCAAAGGAGGAGAGAAGAUCGGUAUCGUUGGACGAACCGGCGCUGGGAAGUCCUCGAUGACUCUGUGUCUGUUCCGUCUGCUGGAGGCGGCGGAUGGAGAGAUCGUGAUCGACGAGGUGAAGAUCUCUGAGAUCGGCCUUCACGACCUGCGCUCCAAACUCACCAUAAUCCCUCAGGAGCCCGUCCUGUUCUCCGGGACUCUGCGGAUGAACCUCGAUCCCUUUGAGAAAUACAGCGAUGAAGAAGUGUGGAAAGUGCUGGAACUCUCUCAUCUGAAGAAGUUUGUCAGCAACCAGCCGUCCAAGCUCGAGCUGGAGUGCUCCGAAGGAGGAGAAAACCUCAGUGUGGGUCAGAGGCAGCUGGUGUGUUUGGCGCGAGCUUUACUGAGGAAGACCAGGAUCCUGGUCCUGGAUGAAGCCACGGCCGCGGUUGAUCUGGAGACGGACGAUCUCAUCCAGUCCACCAUCCGCACGCAGUUCGAGGACUGCACCGUUUUCACCAUCGCUCACAGACUCAACACCAUCAUGGACUACACCAGAGUGCUCGUUUUGGACAAGGGAAAGAUCGCAGAGUUCGACACGCCGACUAACCUGCUCGCUCAGAAAGGAAUCUUCUAUGGAAUGGCUAAAGACGCGGGUCUGGCGUGAGCUCAUAUGCUGUAAGCCGCAGUGCCUUCACACAGUGUCACACACACAACGCCAGUGAAUGUAAUGUGUCUCUGUUUUACUGCUGCAUCCAGGAUCUUUGGUUGUUUUUACAUUAUUGCUAUUAUUUUUGUUUUCUAUGACUACAGUGCCACUGUUACUGAAUGAGUCGUUUCAUGAUAAAGCAGUCUAUUUUUGUACUGUAUUAUUUAAGUUGUUCAAUAGGGAAGUUACGUGUGAGAUUCUUUUUGUAAACCAAAUCUGUAAAAGCUUGAAUUCUGUUACCAGAAUUGGAGUAUUGUUGCAUUUAUUAAAAAAGUAA